Sitophilus oryzae (rice weevil) is the source of this 1743-nucleotide messenger RNA. RefSeq names its product sucrose-6-phosphate hydrolase-like. Lineage: Eukaryota; Metazoa; Arthropoda; Insecta; Coleoptera; Curculionidae. The transcript has 2 exons. Gene Ontology annotation, cellular component: cytoplasm. Gene Ontology annotation, biological process: carbohydrate metabolic process. Bases 115 to 1545 code for a protein of 476 amino acids. Gene Ontology annotation, molecular function: beta-fructofuranosidase activity. The record is from RefSeq and is a predicted model, not a curated record.
UAAUUAGUUUAUAUCAGGUAUAUAAAUUCAGCGCUUCAAACCCGUUACUAAUGAUGAUCGCUAGUGCGUACAAGUGGUAUCCUUUAAUUUCGAUAAAACCAACAUAACGUAACUAUGAACUCGCUGAUGCUAAUUAUCGUGAUAUUACUACCAUUAUGCUUUGGUGCGGAUAACUACAGCUGGUAUCCAACAUUCCACUUUUCCCCACCGAAGGGUUGGAUGAAUGACCCCAACGGACUGAGCUAUUACAACGGAUAUUACCAAGCUUUCUACCAAUAUAAUCCCUACGACACUGAAUCGGGUUGGAUGCACUGGGGUCACGCUAGAAGUACCAACUUGUUAAAAUGGGAACAUCUACCUAUUGCACUAACUCCAUCGCUACCCGAAGAUAUAGAUGGAAUCUUCUCCGGAUCCGCAGUCGUGAGUGACGGAAAUUUAAUACUUAUGUAUACAGGGGUGAGUGGAAACUCGACCCAUCAAGCCCAGUGCCUUGCAAACAGUACCGAUGGAAUAAAUUUUGAUAAAUUAGGUCUUGUUCUGAAGAAAAACGGCAGCGAUUUAAAUUUUAGAGAUCCCAAGGUUUGGAAACAAGGAGAUUCGUGGUUUGUGAUCAUUGGUUCUAAGACAGAUGAUGAUAGGGGAGAAGUCCUCUUAUACCAGUCGCUUGAUCUUAAAAGUUGGGACUAUCAAGGCGUGUUAGCUCAAGCAGACGAAACGCUAGGUUACAUGUGGGAAUGUCCUGAUUUCUUCACGUUGGGAGAUAAACAAAUUCUAUUGAUAAAUCCACAAGGUAUGGAGCAAAACGGAUACGAUUACCAGAACUUGUAUCAAACGGGCUACUUUGUUGGAACAUGGCAACCUGGUGAACAAUACAUUAUAGAGAAAGGUUUUAAAGAAAUAGACCACGGUCAUGAUUUUUACGCUUCACAAACUUUCCUAGCUCCAGACGGACGACGGAUUUUGAUUGGCUGGUUAGAUAUGUGGGAAUCUGUCUUUCCCGAACGUCAGGAAGGAUGGGCUGGAAUGCUCACUUUACCUCGUGAACUUACCUUAUCAUUAAAUGGAACUAUAGAAAUAAGACCUAUAAGAGAAGUUGAAGAUUACCGAACUGAGGAUGUAGUUUCAAACAACUCAGUAACUCUAAAUGACGACUCAAUAUUUGUUUUAAAAGAACAAGUUACUUCAAACGAAAUUAUCAUAGAACUGGAUCCAGUUAAAAGUAACGCUUCUACGUAUGGAGUCAGGCUUGGAGAUGAGGAUCAAGGAGUAUUUGUAUACGUCGAUACAGAAAAACAACGUUUGUUUGUAGAAAGGAGUUAUCCACAAUUUAAUAUUAGUAGAAGCGAUAGAAGCGUUGCAGUGGAUUUGUCAAAUCCAAUUUAUUUAGAUAUAUUCGUGGAUAGUUCUUCCAUUGAAGUAUUCGUAAACGAUGGAGAAUCGGUAUUAAGUAGCAGAAUAUACCCAACAGAAUUGCAAAGAUCUCUUGCUGUGUUUCAUUCUGAGGGAUCUGUCACAGUGAACAAAUAUAGUAUUUGGAAUAUAUAAAGUGUCAGUGUAUUUAUUUUUAAAUUAUUAAAAUCUCGUUUAUUCAAUUAUACAUUAUUGCAUUUACCGAAAAUUAUUAUUACAAAUGUCUGUUAGUAAUAAACAUAUUUUUUUUAAAAUUAACCACUUCAAAUUGUAAACAUUCCAAAAUUGCUAUAUUCCGGUACAUUACACAACGAAUAAAUAUUAUAAAAGAUA